UACGAUAUUUAUACGCUUCCAACCCCAGUAAUUCUAUGCACCUAUUAAACAUAUUUUGCUAUCAUAGAUUUCGCGGUACAUUUUUCUAGUAUGGUAUCACACGUAUUUCUUCCGCGCCGCGAGAUGGGUCUCAGUUCUUAGAUACAGAGAUUCGUCAAAGUGUUAACUAUAUCAAAAACUUUAAUUUUUUUCGUUUAAAAUGUAAAAAUGUUUGCGUUGUAUGAUCGAAUGAGGAUCAUGUUGCAAAGUAUAAAAAAUCUUUUGAUGUACAAAAAUCUGAUCGAGGAAUAGCAAAAACAACAGAACAAAAUCACAUUCCUCACAUUUGAUUUACAAAAAACGCUCCCCUUGCCGAAAAUUUCUACAAGUAAAGCCUUCUAUUACUACAAGUAUGGCUCUACAAUCUAGGAAUACAUUUGA
Molecule: messenger RNA, 420 nt
Organism: Acanthoscelides obtectus
Lineage: Eukaryota; Metazoa; Arthropoda; Insecta; Coleoptera; Chrysomelidae
Source: the annotation of a GenBank genome assembly